CGACUGCGAGACACUCUCGAGCAACCUGGUUUCUUGCUUUCUUUGUUCCGCUUUGCUGAUUCGCCCGAAUCGUUUGUCUUGAUCGAGACGAGAGAAGAGGCAGAGCACCCUCCGUUGCUGCUGCAGCCCCGCCACCAUGGCGGAACUGGACACGUUGGACAUCGUGGUCCUGGGUGUCAUCCUCCUGGGAACCACUGCCUACCUGACAAAAGGCACCUUCUGGGCCAAGCCCAAGGAUCCCUAUGGCAGCCUGGCCCAACAACCCAACGGCAAAGCCGCCAAGUUGGGCAAGACGCGCAACUUUGUCGAGAAGAUGGAGGAGUCUGGCAAAAACUGCAUCAUCUUCUAUGGCUCGCAGACCGGCACCGCUGAGGACUACGCCUCUCGCCUUGCCAAGGAGGGCAAGAGCCGCUUCGGCCUCGAGACCAUGGUCGCUGACCUAGAAGAGUACGACUUCGACGCUAUUGAUACGGUGUCCUCGGAUAAGAUUGUCUUCUUCGUCAUGGCCACUUAUGGUGAGGGCGAGCCCACUGACAACGCUGUCGAGUUCUACGAGUUCAUCAACGGAGAAGAGCCCGCCUUCUCCAAGGGCAGCGCAGACGCUCCUCUCGAAAACCUCCACUACAUCGCUUUCGGUCUCGGUAACAACACUUACGAACACUACAACUCCAUGGUGAGGGAUACCGACAGGCUCCUGACCAAGUACGGCGCUCACCGCAUUGGCACCGCCGGCGAGGGUGACGAUGGCGCUGGCACUAUGGAAGAGGACUUUUUGGCUUGGAAGGAACCCAUGUGGAAGGCUUUGGCUGCUCACAUGGGCCUUGAAGAGCGCGAUGCCGUCUACGAGCCUGUCUUUGGCAUUGUCGAGCGUGAGGGUCUGACUCCUGAAUCCCCCGAGGUCUACCUCGGUGAGCCCAACAAGAUGCACCUUGAGGGCGCUGCCAAGGGCCCCUUCAACGCUCACAACCCAUACAUUGCUCCCAUUGCCGAAUCCUACGAACUGUUCAAGGUCAAGGACAGGAACUGCAUCCACCUCGAGGUUGACAUCAGCGGCUCCACCCUCUCGUACGCUACCGGUGACCACAUUGCCAUCUGGCCUACCAACGCCGGUGAAGAGGUUGAUCGAUUCCUGCGCAUUACUGGUCUUACCGACAAGCGUGAUCAGGUCAUCUCUGUCAAGGUUCUCGAGCCCACUGCCAAGGUGCCCUUCCCGACCCCGACCACUUUCGAUGCCAUUGUCCGCUACCACUUGGAAAUCGGUGCUCCCGUCUCCCGUCAGUUCGUCUCCACUCUGGCUGCUUUUGCUCCCAACGAGGAGAUCAAGGCCGAGAUGAACAAGCUGGGCAGCGACAAGGACUACUUCCAUGAACAGACCGGUUCUCAGCUCUUCAACAUCGCUCGCCUCUUGGAACACGUCAGCAACGGACAGGUUUGGGACAAGAUCCCCUUUUCUGCUUUCAUCGAAAGCUUGACCAAGCUGCAGCCCCGGUACUACUCCAUCUCGUCCUCUUCCCUCGUUCAGCCCAAGAAGAUUUCUGUUACCGCCGUUGUCGAAUCUUCCGCGGUUGUCGGCCGAACGGACCCGUUCCGUGGUGUCGCCACCAACUACCUGCUCGCCUUGAAGCAAAAGCAGAAUGGAGAUCCCGAGCCUUCGCCUUUCGGUUUGUCCUAUGAGCUCCAUGGUCCCCGCAACAAGUAUGACGGUAUUCACGUCCCGGUUCACGUCCGCCACUCCAACUUCAAGCUGCCUUCCGACCCUGCUAAGCCUAUUAUUAUGAUUGGCCCCGGCACUGGUGUUGCUCCUUUCCGAGGCUUCAUUCAGGAGCGAGCUCAACAGGCACGUGAUGGCGUCAACGUUGGUCGUACCAUUCUGUUUUUCGGCUGCCGUAAGAGCACUGAGGAUUUCAUGUACGAGUCCGAGUUUGAGGAGUACAAGAAGGCCCUUGGUGACAAGUUCGAAUUGAUCACUGCCUUCUCUCGAGAGUCUUCCCAAAAGGUUUAUGUUCAGCACCGACUCAAGGAGCGGGCCGCCGAGAUCAGCGACCUGCUGUCUCAAAAGGCCUUCUUCUAUGUUUGCGGUGACGCCGCCAACAUGGCCCGUGAAGUUAACACUGUUCUGACCCAAAUCAUUGCCGAUGGCCGUGGCGUGUCACAGGCCAAGGCAGAGGAGGUUGUCAAGAAUAUGAGGGCAGCAAACCAGUACCAGGAGGAUGUCUGGUCAUAAAAAAAAUUGCAUCUAGCACAAGAUGAUUCAAUUUUUCUUUUUCUCGAGGACAAUUAUACGGGACAAAAAAAAAACCCUGCCCCUCGAAAAAAAAUCAAUUUGCAUAAAUAUAUACUUGUUGGGAAGGGGGCCGGGGUCGUUUCGACUGCGAAGCACAUUGCCGGCGUUCGUUAUGAAGCCAUGCACAACAUCUGUCAUUUGUUCUUUAUUAGAUAGAUCCGUAAUAGCUGGGCAUCGGAUCUAAAGGUUAUAUCAGGAAAGGCCGGGCCCGUUCCUGCACAGAGGUUUUGUUUUUAUGAACCUUUGGUAAUUAUUCAUUGUUGUGCGGGAGGGUUGGCCGGCCGGAAAAUAGAGAUGGAUGGCUUGGAUAUGUAUGGUUUGGUGGAAAAAAUAAUGUGCAGGCUGGCGAAUUAUGAGAAUAUUACCACACGUUUUGACAU
This is a messenger RNA of Trichoderma virens Gv29-8, 2664 nucleotides long. RefSeq lists its product as uncharacterized. The record is from RefSeq and is a predicted model, not a curated record. The coding region runs from base 137 to 2224 and encodes 695 amino acids. Gene Ontology annotation, molecular function: FMN binding; NADPH-hemoprotein reductase activity; flavin adenine dinucleotide binding. Lineage: Eukaryota; Fungi; Ascomycota; Sordariomycetes; Hypocreales; Hypocreaceae. The transcript has 3 exons. Gene Ontology annotation, cellular component: cytosol.